GAAAAAGGUUAUAGAGCUACUAAAACCUAGAGCCCGUAUAAUUGGAAUCUCUCUCUCAUUAUCUGACUCUUGUCUCUGGUCUCUUUGUCUCUAACUUUUGCCAUUGUUGGUCCAAAGCUAAAUCCUUUUUCGCAAUCUAUUAUUACAGGUAGUGUGAUUGGCAUCGCCUUGAGCUGUUUAACUUAUUUUUGCUGCAUUACAUCUCUCUUCAAGUGCCCAUUUCCUGAUUUGGAUCAUAAGAGUGGAAAGACUUAGCCCUGUUGUUCUUAGGAUUGUGAAAGCUUUCCACAAAUGGGCUUGAUCAUGUGAUGAGACUAUGUACUACUUCAAGAUUUGGACUUUGACAGAAUCUUUACAAAGAUUAGGACAGCAAGAGGAAGGUUAAGAUAGUUGUUUUUGACAUGACAAGUCCUUGGUUCAAGAGUCUUUCCUCUGUGUUUGGUCUCAAACCACGGAUCAAAUCCUUGCUUUUAUUAAUCCUUGGUCUUGUAGCUCUUGUUACCAUCUUAGCACCGUUGUCAUCCACUUCAUACGACGCUUCUACUUCUUCAACACUUGUUCCCAACAUUUAUAGUAACUACAAAAGGAUAAAGGAGCAAGCUGCUGUUGAUUAUCUGGACCUAAGAUCUCUCUCCUUAGGAACUACUCUUAAAGAGUUUCCUCUCUGUGGUAAAGAAAGAGAGAGCUACGUGCCUUGUUACAACUCGACGGAGAAUCUCCUUGCUGGGCUUCAAGAGGGUGACGUGUUGGACCGACAUUGCGAGUUUGAGAGAGAGAAGGAGAGAUGUGUAGUACGUCCUCCAGGAGACUAUAAGAUACCACUUAGGUGGCCACUUGGUAGAGAUAUCAUAUGGAAUGGGAACGUCAAGAUAACCAAAGACCAGUUUCUUUCUUCAGGAACCGUUACAACGAGGUUAAUGUUGCUUGAAGAGAAUCAAAUCGCAUUUCACUCGGAAGAUGGGCUGAUCUUUGAUGGGGUCAAAGACUAUGCUCGUCAGAUCGCUGAGAUGAUUGGCUUAGGAAGUGACACUGAGUUUGCUCAAGCGGGUGUACGGACUGUGUUAGACAUUGGUUGCGGAUUUGGAAGCUUUGGUGCACAUCUAGUGUCUCUAAACCUGAUGCCUAUAUGUAUAGCUGAGUAUGAGGCAACUGGGAGCCAAGUCCAGUUAGCUUUAGAGAGAGGCCUUCCUGCAAUGAUCGGCAGUUUCUUCUCAAAACAGCUUCCGUAUCCUGCAUUGUCUUUUGACAUGGUCCACUGUGCUCAGUGUGGCAUUACUUGGGACAUCAAAGAUGCAAUGCUGCUUUUGGAAGUGGAUCGUGUUCUGAAACCGGGAGGGUACUUUGUUUUAACUUCUCCCACGAACAAAGCACAGGGAAACUCGCCAGACACGAAGAAAACAAGCAUCACAACACGAGUGAACGAGCUGUCUAAGAAAAUCUGUUGGAGUCCGAUAGGGCAGCAGGAUGAGACGUUUCUUUGGCAGAAAACUGCAGAUUCAAAUUGCUAUUCGUCUCGGUCGCAAGAUUCAAUACCUCUUUGCAAAGAUGGAGAUAGUGCUCCUUAUUACCACCCACUGGUUCCAUGUAUAAGCGGUACAACAAGCAAACGCUGGAUACCUAUUCAGAACAGGACUACCUCAGCUGAGCUUGAGAUUCAUGGUUUAAAGCCUGAAGAGUUCUUGGAGGAUACAGAACUAUGGAGAACAGCACUUAAGAACUACUGGUCCUUGCUUACACCCUUGAUAUUCUCAGACCACCCAAAGAGACCUGGUGAUGAAGAUCCUCUCCCUCCUUUUAACAUGAUACGCAAUGUAAUGGACAUGAAUGCUCGUUUUGGGAACUUAAACUCUGCUUUACUCGACCAAGAAAAGUCCGCUUGGGUGAUGAACGUUGUCCCGGUCAAUGCACGUAACACACUUCCUCUCAUACUUGAUCGUGGCUUUGCCGGUGUUCUCCAUAACUGGUGUGAACCAUUCCCAACAUAUCCAAGAACAUAUGACAUGCUUCAUGCCAAUGAACUUCUCACACAUGUUAGCUCAGAACGGUGCAGCUUAAUGGACCUGCUCUUGGAGAUGGAUCGGGUUCUUCGCCCAGAGGGAUGGGUUGUUAUAAGCGACAAGGUGGGAGUAAUAGAGAUGGCACGUGCACUAGCGACUCGAGUGCGUUGGGAAGCACGUGUCAUUGAUCUUCAAGACGGUAGCGACCAAAGACUUCUUGUCUGUCAAAAACCAUUUCUCAAAAAAUAACUUGCUGCGUGUAUAUUCUUCUUUCACACCAUUAACAACACUCACCAGUCACUACUACACGCUGUCUUUUGACGGUUAUUUGUUCUAAACAGAUCCAAACUAUGCCUCCUGCUAUAGCUCUGUAGAGAAAUUAUUCUUUUCUCAGACAGAAGAACAGUUGAAGAAGGUUUUGUAAGAGUGGAAGUUGUAGCUAUGGGUAGAAGAAAAGAGUGAGAUUCAAUAUUCUUUGUAAUUUUUGGUCUGGAAGGAACACUAUUGUAGCUAUAUAUAAAUUUUUUCAUUCAUCCAAUUUUUGUUUGCUCUUCAAUUUUGUAAACAAGAUAACGUCUUUUAUUUAUUUUCGAAAUUGUAUU
This is a messenger RNA of Brassica oleracea var. oleracea, 2599 nucleotides long. RefSeq names its product probable methyltransferase PMT5. The record is from RefSeq and is a predicted model, not a curated record. Lineage: Eukaryota; Viridiplantae; Streptophyta; Magnoliopsida; Brassicales; Brassicaceae. The transcript is spliced from 7 exons. Gene Ontology annotation, cellular component: cytoplasm. The coding region runs from base 402 to 2246 and encodes 614 amino acids. Gene Ontology annotation, molecular function: methyltransferase activity.